Molecule: messenger RNA, 815 nt
Organism: Myotis brandtii (Brandt's bat)
Lineage: Eukaryota; Metazoa; Chordata; Mammalia; Chiroptera; Vespertilionidae
Product: complement C1q and tumor necrosis factor-related protein 9A-like
Exons: 1
Molecular function (GO): protein binding
Source: RefSeq, a predicted model, not a curated record
GCAGAUGGAAGAGUUGAAGCAAAAGGCAUCAAAGGAGAUCCAGGCUCCAGAGGACCCCCAGGGAAACAUGGGCCAAAGGGAUUUGUUGGCCCCAUGGGGGAGAAAGGCCUCCGAGGAGAGACUGGUCCCCAAGGGCAAAAGGGGGAGAAAGGUGAUGUGGGUCCCAUUGGUCCAGCAGGGCUAAAGGGCAGCAGUGGACCUGUGGGCCCAACUGGUUUGCAGGGCCCCAUAGGCCCCCUUGGAAAGCCUGGUCCCAAGGGAGAUGCUGGGCCCUUGGGACCUCAAGGUGAGCCAGGAGCCCGGGGAAUGAGAGGCUGGAAAGGGGAUCGAGGGGAAAAAGGGAAAAUUGGUGAGACUCCAGUCUUGCCCAAAAGUGCUUUCACUGUGGGGCUCACUGUGCUGAGCAAGUUUCCUUCUUCAGACGUACCCAUUAAAUUUGACAGGAUCUUGUAUAAUGAAUUCAACCAUUAUGAUAUAGCUACGGGAAAAUUUACUUGCCACAUUGCCGGCGUCUAUUACUUCACCUACCACAUCACUGUGUUCUCCAGGAAUGUGCAGGUAUCUUUGGUCAAAAAUGGGGUAAAAAUACUGCACACGAAGGACAGUUACAUGAGCUCUGAGGACCAGGCCUCUGGCGGCAUUGUGCUGCCGCUGAAGCUGGGGGACGAGGUGUGGCUGCAGGUGUCCGGAGGGGAGAGGUUUAACGGCCUGUUUGCGGAUGAGGAUGAUGACACAACUUUCACAGGCUUCCUUUUGUUCAGCAGCUAAUGAUGGGGAGUGUUUAUAAAUCCGCCUUGCCACCCAUCAGAGUUAGC